Laccaria bicolor S238N-H82 is the source of this 1272-nucleotide messenger RNA. RefSeq lists its product as uncharacterized. The record is from RefSeq and is a predicted model, not a curated record. NCBI's taxonomy places the organism in Eukaryota, Fungi, Basidiomycota, Agaricomycetes, Agaricales, Hydnangiaceae. Bases 1 to 1272 code for a protein of 423 amino acids. The transcript has 4 exons.
AUGGCUACUGCGGCGUCAUUUUUCAUUAGUCCCUGCGCAUCUUGUGGCGGUAUCACCAGAUUUCCCUUGGCCCUCUUCUUCGUUGUGCCCCUUGCCAGCCUAGAUCCCUCGCAAAUCACCUUGUUUAAAGGCUAUAGACCUGCCGAUUUCCGAGCAAGACCAGGCUGGGUGGAGGACCUCCUGCCCUACAUUUUAGCAUCCAACCUUCGGUUCUUGUCUAUCCAAUAUGAUGGUGCCAAGUACACUAAUCCCCAGCGAGUUCUUGGUAUCAUCACCAACCUCUUGGAGAGUGCCUCUUCCGUUCGUGUCAUGAAAUUGAAGAUUCGUGGUGAUCUUAAACUGCAUCCAGAACUUUUCAUCCAUUCCAAGGACCAUCUGCAUCUGCAACAUCUCAUCCUUGAUUGUAUAUCCCUGUCCGCUCCCUCCUUACUAUCCUGCGUUGGGCAAUUUCCAUCUUUAACGAGGUUGAAAAUCCGCGUGCAGAAGGGAUUCCCUGUAUUGUUCAAGAAUACAAUCACGCUCUCCCGCCUGUCAAGGCUGGAGCUUGCAGCUUGUGAAACAGAAAUUGCCGUGGCAUUUCUAGGGUGUAUCAAGAAUCUCGCAAACGUGACCGAUGUCAUUAUCUCCAUCGAGGAGAUCCUUCCGUUUGAACAUGAACUUCGACAGGUUUCCUAUGAAAUACAGCGCCUAUGUUCUCCGAGGUUUUUGCAAUAUCUGAACAUCUCUUUCAAUGAUUUCGGAUCACCUCGCGAGGCCCCACCGCCUUUGAUGCCAGAAAAUCCUGGUUUUAGUUUGCAGACAUUUCUGCCACUCAUCGCUAACUUCUCCCUCCGUGUGCUGAACCUCUCGUUGCAACUACCGCUUCUACUAUCAAGCAGGAACUUGACGGUGGAAAUGGCAUCUGCAUGGACAAACCUCGUUUCCAUCAGGAUUGAUCCUGGACAUUUGAUUCCUCAGGAUGGAGAUGCGGCGAUACCUUUCCAGAAGUUGAUAGCAUUUUUUCAGGUUUGCAAGCGCCUUCGCCAGCUCUACAUCCCGUUCCAGUAUGCAGCGUCUGACCGUUUACCUUGUAUACCAGCGACAUUUUUGUAUGACCUUGGUCUGGGAUAUAUCUCCCCGAGAUCUGAAGAAAUGCUGAUACUUGCAAGAUGGCUCAGAGUUGUUGCACCAGCACUCCCAGAGGUUUCCUUGGUGGAUGGGAGGGGCGACAUUGUUGUCUACAGUAUCUAUGAGCUCAUUGACGAGUCCGAUGUUUUUGGAAGUGUUGGUUGA